AUGGCAAAAGAUAAGGUCUGUCUCGCAUACUCUGGUGGCCUUGAUACCAGCUGUAUCUUGAAAUGGCUUAUCGAGGAGGGAUAUGAUGUUGUUUGCUUCAUGGCAGAUGUUGGACAGGAAGAGGACUUCGAGGCCGCCAAGGCAAAGGCGAUGAAGAUUGGAGCCGUUGCAUGCUACGUUGAGGAUAUCCGCCGAGAGUUCAUCGAAGAGCUCUGUUUCCCAGCUAUCCAGUGCAAUGCUAUCUACGAGAAUAUCUAUCUUUUGGGUACAUCUCUUGCUCGUCCGGUCAUCGCUCGUGCACAGAUCAAGGUCGCCCAAAAGGAAGGAUGUUUCGCUGUCUCCCACGGUUGCACUGGUAAAGGAAACGAUCAGGUCCGGUUCGAAUUGGGAUUCUACGCCCUCCAACCUUCCAUAAAAGUCAUUGCCCCAUGGCGUAUGCCAGUCUUCUACGAGCGAUUCGCUGGACGUAACGAUCUUCUCGACUAUGCUGAGAAAGUCGGUAUUCCUGUCAGCAGCACAAAAAGCAAGCCAUGGAGUAUGGAUGAAAACUUGGCACAUUGCAGUUAUGAAGCCGGUAUUCUCGAGGAUCCAGAUGUCACUGCUCCAGAGGAUAUGUGGAAGCUCACGGUUGAUCCUUUGAAGGCACCGGACAAGCCAGAGGACUUCACCCUUGUUUUCGAGAAAGGUCUUCCAGUCAAGCUUAUUUCGGCUUCAGGAAAGACCUUCACCGACUCCGUUGAGCUUUUCCUUGAAGCAAAUGCCAUUGCUCGUCGCCACGGUGUUGGUCGUGUCGAUAUCGUCGAGAACAGAUUCAUCGGUCUUAAGUCCCGUGGAUGCUACGAGACCCCAGGUCUUACCUGCCUUCGCUCUGCACACAUUGAUCUUGAAGGUCUCGUCCUCGAUCGUGAAGUUCGUGCUCUUCGUGAUCAAUUUGUCACAUUCAACUACGCUAAAGUUCUGUACAACGGUCUUUACUUUUCUCCUGAGCGCGAGUUCCUUGAGGAGAGCAUUGUUGCUAGUCAGAAGAAUGUCAAUGGACAAGUCCGAUGCCGUGUCUACAAGGGAAGCUUCUCUGUCCUUGGCAGAAGCUCAGAGACCGAGAAGCUGUAUGACGCUAGUGAGAGUUCCAUGGACGAGAUUGGUGCAUUUGCUCCUUCAGACACCACUGGAUUCAUCAGUGUUCAAGCAAUCCGUCUGAAGAAAUAUGGUGAGGCCAAGCUUUCCAAAGGAGAGAAGAUGUAA
Glarea lozoyensis ATCC 20868 is the source of this 1242-nucleotide messenger RNA. Its product is annotated as Argininosuccinate synthetase, C-terminal. Gene Ontology annotation, biological process: L-arginine biosynthetic process; urea cycle. The coding region runs from base 1 to 1242 and encodes 413 amino acids. Lineage: Eukaryota; Fungi; Ascomycota; Leotiomycetes; Helotiales; Helotiaceae. The transcript is spliced from 6 exons. Gene Ontology annotation, molecular function: ATP binding; argininosuccinate synthase activity. The record is from RefSeq and is a predicted model, not a curated record. Gene Ontology annotation, cellular component: cytoplasm.